Messenger RNA from Impatiens glandulifera, 2700 nucleotides. RefSeq names its product protein ADP-ribosyltransferase PARP3. Gene Ontology annotation, molecular function: NAD+ poly-ADP-ribosyltransferase activity; zinc ion binding. Bases 46 to 2430 code for a protein of 794 amino acids. The record is from RefSeq and is a predicted model, not a curated record. The transcript is spliced from 14 exons. Lineage: Eukaryota; Viridiplantae; Streptophyta; Magnoliopsida; Ericales; Balsaminaceae.
CAUUCAUCCGGAGGAGGUGGUGGUGGUGGAGAGGAAGAGAAAAUAAUGACAAGGAAACAGAAAGCAGAUCAGAGCAAGGCCCAAGAAGAUGAGCAGACCUCCAAGAAAUCCAAGUCCGAAGUUAACGAUGUUGCAGCCGAGUUUGACAACUUCUGUAAAGCAACCAUGGAGCAUCUCACCAUCAACCAGAUGCGCGAAAUCCUCGAAUCCAACGGCCUAGAUGCCUCUGUAGACGAAGACGACUUCGUUGUUCCCUGUUGUCAAGAUAUGAUGUUCUUCGGGGCGUUGGAUAACUGUUUUAUCUGCGGUGGCAGAAUCAAGUGCAACAACUCUGGCACAUAUACCUGUGAAGGAAGUUACAGUGAAUGGUCUAGCUGUGUUUUCACUUCCAAAAACCCGCUCAGGAAAGAGGAUCCAAUCAAACUUCCAGAAUCUGUUCAGAAUUCGCCUGUUUCUGAUUUAAUAAAGAGUCUGCAACUGGACCCAAAGAAAAGGCCUAAGAGGGAAGGUGGCACGGAUAAACCAUUUUCCGGAAUCUUGAUUUCUCUGUCCGGACGUCUCUCUCGAACACAUGGCUACUGGAAAUCGAAGAUAGAGAGACAUGGAGGAAAGGUUACCAAUUCUGUAAUUGGUGCAACAUGUCUGGUGGUGCCACCAACAGAACGUGAACGUGGGGGCUCAUCCAAAUUAGCAGAAGCAUUGGAACGGGGUAUUCCAGUAGUAAGGGAAGCAUGGCUUCUUGAUAGCAUCGAGAAACAGGAAUCGCAGCCUCUCGAUGCCUACGAUGUAGCUAGCGAUCUCACAGUAGAAGGAAGAGGAAUCCCUUUGGACAAGAUGGACUCGACCCAGGAGGCGCUGGAGACGCUUGUAGCUGAAAUCAAGCUGUAUGGGAAGAGGGGAGUUCACAAAGAUUCUAUGCUUCAGGAGAAAGGGGGUGUGAUCUUUGAGAAAGACGGCAUACUCUAUAACUGUGCCUUUGCUCUAUUCGACUUUGCACCAAGAGUGAAUGACCUUUGUGUGAUGCAGCUGAUAAUGGUGCCAAACGAGGGAUUACAUCUGUACUUCAAGAAAGGAAGAAUUGGUGAUGAUGCCAUGGCAGAGGAGAGAGUUGAACAGUGGGAGAAUUUGGGGGAUGCUAUCGAAGAGUUUGUCAGGCUUUUCCAAGAGUUAACUGGGAAUGAGUUUGAGCCGUGGGAGAAGGAAAAGAAGUUUCAGAAGAAACAUUAUAAAUUCUACCCACUAGACAUGGCAGAUGGAAUCGAUGUGAGACAUGGCGGUUUAGGUCUUCGACAGAUGGGAAUUGCUGUUGUUCACAGCAAGCUGGAUCCUGUGGCAGCUAAUUUCAUGAAAAUUCUUUGUAGUCAAGAGAUAUACAGGUAUGCUCUGAUGGAGUCAGGCUUAGACCUUCCUGACCUUCCAGUGGGGAUGCUUUCAGAUAUUCAUUUGAAAAGAUGUGAAGAGAUACUUGUAGAUUUCGCUCAUACAUUGGCAUCAUCCAAGGAGACAGGUCAGAACUUGGCCGCCUUGUGGGCGGAUAUCAGCUGUAAAUGGUUUACUCUACUGCCUUCCACAAGGCCUCUGAUCUUCAGAGAUUUCCACGACGUAGCAGAGCAUGCUGCAUCUGCGCUGGAGAUGGUAAGGGAUAUUACGGUGGCAUCCCAUCUCGUGGGUGACAUGACAGGUUCUACACUUGAUGAUCCCUUGUUCGAUAGGUAUAAGAAACUAGGAUGUUCGAUCACUUCCUUAGAGAAGGACUCCGAUGACUAUAAGAUGAUAGUGAAAUAUUUGGAGACGACAUAUGAACCCUUCAAAGUUGGAGAUGUUAGUUAUGGGGCGUCUGUUGUGAACAUAUUGGCUGUUGACCCGAGUGCUUGCCUUUCUUAUGACGAGAUGAAGAAUCUUCCUAACAAGUACUUACUGUGGUGUGGUACUAGGAGCUCCAAUCUCGUAAGGCAUUUGCAGAAAGGGUUCCAUCCUUCAAUUUGCUGUCUUCCUCAACCAGGUUACAUGUUUGGGAGGUCGAUUGUUUGCUCUGAUGCUUCAGCAGAGGCGGCUAAAUAUGGGUUCACUGCUGUUGAUAGGCCAGAAGGGUUCUUGGUUUUGGCUGUUGCUUCUCUAGGAGAUGAGAUAACAGAAUAUGGCUCCAUUCCGGGGUUGGAGGAGGUAGAGACACUAGAAGAGAAGAAGAUGGGAGUGUUGGGAUUAGGCAGAAAGAAAACAGAGGAAUCUGAACAUUUUAUAUGGAAAGACGACAUAAAAGUUCCUUGCGGUCGUUUAGUGCCUUCCGAGCACAAAGACAGCCCUCUCGAGUACAACGAGUUUUCUGUAUAUGAUCCAAAGCAGGCAAGGAUCUGUUUCUUGGUGGAAGUUAAGUAUGAGGAGCAGAAUGUAGUUUAUGAAGAUCAAGAUCCUACUUCUGAUCCUUUGUGAACAAUAUGCUGAUGUGGUUUGGGGGUGGAAGAUGAUGAGCAGCGUGUUUUUCUGCCGCUCUUUUGUAUCAAAGGAAUCUUUUGUUUUCCUUAAAGGCUUUGUUUGGUUUGCUACUUUGCUGCAUGUACUAUGGAUGAUAGCUUUUGUACAUGCAGUGUAGUUUUAUGUGUUGUUUCUUUUGAUGAACUGUAUGCAACAUAAGAUAAACUAUAACUAUAUAUGUAUGUUUGUUCAUUAUCAUUGAUCUUAAGAAAACUCAAUCAUAGAUAA